Fusarium pseudograminearum CS3096 is the source of this 1260-nucleotide messenger RNA. RefSeq lists its product as uncharacterized. The record is from RefSeq and is a predicted model, not a curated record. The transcript has 4 exons. Gene Ontology annotation, molecular function: FAD binding. NCBI's taxonomy places the organism in Eukaryota, Fungi, Ascomycota, Sordariomycetes, Hypocreales, Nectriaceae. Bases 1 to 1260 code for a protein of 419 amino acids.
AUGGCGACCCAAGAUCGGCCUGUCAUUAUAAUCGGUGCGGGUAUCAGUGGUCUACUCCUUGCACAAAGCCUAACACAGCAUAAAAUCCCUGUCCGCGUAUUCGAGCGUGAUGCAAAUCUUGAAACUCGUGGUGUAGGAUGGGGACUCACAUUGAACUGGUCUCUUCCUGCGCUACAGUCACUUCUGCCAGAACCUCUUUUCAGCCGUCUCCCGGAAGCUUAUGUUGACCGAGAGGCUAUUAAGGAAGGAUUGUCGUCAAGGUUUCCUUUUUUCGACCUAGCGACGGGAGAAUUAAAGGCUUCAACGCCGAAAGCACCCGAGGGAAGCCGAAUUCGAGUAACAAGAAAGAAACUUCGAGAUCUCCUGGCUACUGGGAUAGAUGUUGAGUGGGAAAAGGCGUUGAAGGACGUCGAGUCUACAGAGGAGUCUGUCGUUGCCACAUUUGAAGAUGGAAGUUCGGUGACUGGAUGCUUGCUAGUGGCGUGCGACGGGAGUCACUCCCGGGUCCGUCGAGCGCUUUUCCCGGAUCUCAGUCUUCACGACAUACCAGUCCGUAUGCUUGGCAUCAAGCUGGAGUUGACACCUGAUCAAGCCCGUCCUAUCCGAGAACUUGAUCCCUUUUUCAUGCACAGCACAAACUCAACAAACAGCAUGUUUGUAUUCAUGAGCAUGCUCGAUGCUCCCGGCAACCAUCAAGAUGGGGUGCAUCCGUAUAUACUGCAAAUGUGUGUCUCUUGGCCAUAUCGCGCUGGUUUCUUUGGCAGAGACGCCCCAAUCGAAGUUCCCGAAACAUCCGACGAGCAGCUCAAGUUGAUUCAUGAACUUGGCGAAACCUGUGCUGAGCCUUGGCGGUCUCUUGCGUUGGGAGCCAACGUCAAUUCCGAUGUCAAAGGUCUCAAGAUUCAAGACCUGCCUCCGCCUAUAGAUCUUCAGACUGCCGGCCGUGCUGUACUGAUGGGAGAUGCUCUUCACGCUAUGGCUAUGUACCGAGGGGAGGGUGCAAACCACGUGAUCCUAGACGUGCAAGACUUUGUCGACCGAGUGGUCCCGGUCUUGAAGGAUAGCGGAGACUUUGGGGCUUUGAGAACAUCAUUGGAUGGUUAUGAAAAGGCUGUAGUUGCACGGACUCGCCCAGCUGUGUUGGCUUCCAGACAAGCCUGUCUGCAUGCUCAUAACUGGGAGAAAAUCAAUAGCGAGAGUCCGUUGUUGACAAGACGCAUGCCCUUCGUCGAGUUUGACGAGAGUCAGUUGCAGUCAUAG